AUGCAAAUCGAUCUCCGUUUGAGAGAACUAGAGGGUUAUGAUGUUGUUUUCCUCAGUCCCCACAAGUUUGUUGGAGGCCCAGGAACCCCGGGGAUCUUGCUGAUGAGCAAGACCCUCUAUUACUUGAGAUCUUCACCUCCUUCUACUUGUGGCGGUGGGACGGUCGCCUUCGUCAACGGUUUCAAUGAAAAGGAUACCCUUUACUAUGACAAUGUAGAAGAGUGGGAGGAUGCUGGAACAUCGAAAAUUGUGCAAAAGAUCCGACUAGUAUUGGCAUUCUGGGUGAAGGACUACAUGGGCUACCAUCUCAUUGAUACUCAAGAAAUGAUGUGGAAUGACAAGGGUCUCCAAAAGCUCUUGCUGAACGCAAACAUACAUGUGCUCGGGAACACUUCAGUAAAGCGUCAGCCCAUCCUCUCCUUCCUCAUCAACACCACAUCAUUGGACCAGGUUGCUGAUUUGGGAGACAAAGGGGUGUACAUGUUGAGAGAGCGAGCCACCAAGAUGGACAAGGCUCUCCAUGGACUCUUUAUAACGAAGCUUCUCAACGAUCUAUUCGGAAUCUAG
Messenger RNA from Magnolia sinica, 567 nucleotides. RefSeq lists its product as uncharacterized. Bases 1 to 567 code for a protein of 188 amino acids. NCBI's taxonomy places the organism in Eukaryota, Viridiplantae, Streptophyta, Magnoliopsida, Magnoliales, Magnoliaceae. The record is from RefSeq and is a predicted model, not a curated record. The transcript has 2 exons.